This is a messenger RNA of Dendrobium catenatum, 1929 nucleotides long. RefSeq names its product putative F-box/LRR-repeat protein At3g28410. The transcript is spliced from 4 exons. Lineage: Eukaryota; Viridiplantae; Streptophyta; Magnoliopsida; Asparagales; Orchidaceae. The coding region runs from base 200 to 1732 and encodes 510 amino acids. The record is from RefSeq and is a predicted model, not a curated record. Gene Ontology annotation, molecular function: protein binding.
CUGGGGUUCUAAAAUUGAAUCAUCGAAAAGGAUCCGAUUCAAAAAUCCUGUUUUUUUAGCUUGAUAUUUUUUCUUGUUUCGAGCUGCAAUCUGAUAGCUUUAGCUUUGAUAUUUAUUCGCGCAAUCUGAAUGAUCUGUUAUGGAGCUUCUUCUGUUACUAUCGCUCUGAAUUUUCUGAUGCUAACUAACGUAGGUGAAUAUGGUGGAAGAGGGGAAGAUGGAAAUCAGCGGCAGGCAUUCUCGCCGGCCCUCGAAAAUUAGGGUUUGUGACAGGGAAGAAAGUUUUGAUCGGUUGAGUGAAUUACCUGAUGCGCUUCUUCUUUACAUACUUUCCUUCCUGUACGUUGAUGAUGCGAUUUCGACCGGUCUGUUGUCAAGAAGAUGGAGGAACUUAUGGAAAUGGAUGGAUUGCUUGGAUUUUCCUAUGCAGUGUGGUAAAUCGAAGAGGAAUUCGAUACGGUUCAUUGAGAGAGCACUUAGUUUACACGAGGGUUUAAAGAUCAAGAGAUUUUGUGCGCGGUUCUGCUAUAAUUCAAACUACAUACCUCGUGUUGAUUCUUGGGUGAGUUUUGCGGUUGCUCGAAAUGUCGAAAAGCUUGUUCUGGAUCUUUUCUGUGUGGAAAAUGGAGUGCAGCCUUAUGUGAUUCCUGGAAUUCUUUACAAAUGUAGGUCAUUGCGGGAGCUGGAAGUGAACUUUUGCAGAUUUGUUCCGCCGUCUUCUUUCAGCUUGAGCUCCCUUAAGAAGCUUGUGGUUAAUAACACUGUUUUUGUUGGCGAGAUGUUGAAGAUUCUGAUUUCUGGAUGCCCAGUUCUUGAAGAAUUGGUCUUGGUGAACUGCAACCAAGCUCGCAAUCUAGAUGUUGUGGUUUUGAACCGAAAUCUUAAGAGAAUGAAAAUUGUGGAGUUUCCUGAUGAGGUGGAGGAAGGUACUGAGGUGAAAAUUAAUGCUCCUUAUCUUUUGCAUUUGGAGCUGCAAUCUGGAGAUCCCAGGCCUUAUAUCAUACAGGAUGCCUCAUCAAUUGUGUCUGCCUGCCUCGAUAUAAGAAGAAUAGUUACAUGUUUGUCACUCAAUGCUUAUAAUCAGAAGAAUUCCAUGAGGAUAAUAGAGAAUAUCAUGGUAGGUCUUCAUGAAGUCAAGACCUUGAAGCUAUCUAGCUGGUGCGUUCAGGCUAUGCUCGCAUAUGAAGACGUUCAUACUUGCCUACCAACUACACUACAACAGCUAAGACAUCUAAAGCUGGAUGUGCAAUUAAGUAAAGAUGAACUCCCUGGUAUAGCCUGCUUGUUAAGGAACUCUCCUGAGAUAGAGAUCUUGACCAUCCAACUUUGUAGACACGCCCAUAUGGACAAGGACAUAAUUGAACCUAUGGAAAAUGGAAAUACAAACCUUUCUAAUUGGUGUGAAGGGAGCUUAUGGAAAUGUCAUCAAGCCCCUUUCUACAGCCUGAAGCAUAAUCUAAAGAAAGUUGUAGUGGGAAACUUUAAAGGAGAAGAAAACGAAAUUAGGUUCCUGGCAUUCCUGCUCAGGAACUCACUGGCCUUGAAGAAACUAGUAAUAUUGGUUCAACCGAUAUAUUUUACUGGUUCGGGUGAAGCAUACGUAGAUUAUUGCAGAAAAGUUGGAAGAGCUUCCAAGAAGUACCUUGAGAGUAUCAGAAAAUUGAUGGGUUCGCCAAGAUCUCCACAUACUGAGAUUCUGUUCUCUGGAAGCCAACCCACCUGUUUUUUCUAGUUCCUGACACCAAAACUAAAUUAUCCUCAAAAAUACUAGUUUGUAUAGUUAUCUAAUAACGACAACCACUAUAAAAAACCUGAAAAAUAACCAGUCCAUGUAAAUAUUACUUUGAUAUGACUGAGGAAACAGUAAAGCACAGCUGAGGAGCUGAACUGUUGCAAGUCUGCCUAUCUAUACAACUUUUUUGAUAUAUA